This is a messenger RNA of Onychomys torridus (southern grasshopper mouse), 1099 nucleotides long. It is a transcript of the gene Mrpl1, whose product is annotated as mitochondrial ribosomal protein L1. Gene Ontology annotation, molecular function: RNA binding; structural constituent of ribosome. The record is from RefSeq and is a predicted model, not a curated record. Gene Ontology annotation, biological process: translation. Gene Ontology annotation, cellular component: large ribosomal subunit; mitochondrion. The transcript has 9 exons. Bases 50 to 1024 code for a protein of 324 amino acids. NCBI's taxonomy places the organism in Eukaryota, Metazoa, Chordata, Mammalia, Rodentia, Cricetidae.
CAGUUGAACCGCGGGACCAAUUUCGUCAACACUAUCCGGAAUUGUCAACAUGGCGGCCGCCAUAAGAUGCCUCAGUAGAGUCUUGAGACAACAUCAAAGGCAUUGUCUUUCCAAGACAGCUUACCAGGCUCCUCCUUACCCUUGCUCUGAGAAUGUUCUCUGGACUCACAGACAUUUUGCUGCUGCUGCUACAAAGCCAACGAGGAAAAUUAAGAAAGAAGGAAAAGACAAGGAAAAGAUGUCAGAUGAAAAAGCAGAUGAUAUAGAAAAGAUAAAGUCAUACACCUACAUGGAAAGUGAUCCUGAAGAUGAUGUCUAUUUAAAACGCUUGUACCCGAGGCGGAUCUAUGAGGUGGAGAAAGCUGUUGACUUACUUAAGAAGUUUCAGGUUCUGGACUUUACCAAUCCAAAGCAAGGCGUUUAUCUUGAUUUAACAUUAGAUAUGGCAUUGGGGAAAAAGAAAAAGGUGGAACCUUUUGCUAGUGUUAUCAGCUUACCCUACCCUUUUGCUUCAGAAAUCAACAGAGUUGCUGUAUUUACAGGGAAUGCCUCAGAGAUUAAAAUAGCGGAAGAGAGUGGAGCUGCGUUUGCAGGAGGAGUGGAUCUGGUUAAGAAGAUCUUGGAUGAUGAGGUUGUUGUGGACUUUUAUGUAGCUGUUCCGGAAAUAAUGACUGAACUUAACCCAUUAAGGAAGAAACUGAAAAAAAGAUUUCCAAAGGCUACUAGAAAUUCCAUUGGUCGUGACAUCCCCAAAAUGCUUGAACUAUUUAAAACUGGACAUGAAAUUAUGGUAGAUGAAGAAAGGCCGAAUUUUCUCAGCACCAAAAUAGCAACAUUGGAUAUGCCAAGUGACCAAUUAACUGCCAAUCUUCAAGCAGUUAUAAAUGAAGUCUGUAGGCACAGACCACUAAAUCUGGGUCCGUUUGUGGUACGUGCCUUCCUUCGUAGUUCAACCAGUGAGGGUUUGCUGCUCAAGACUGACCCACUGUUGCCCAAAGAAGUUGAAACCAAAGAAGCUACCUAAGAGUUGUGUUGUGAAAUUAUAGGGGGGUGGGGAUUGAAAAACAACAGAGAAAUCUAUAAAACUGUGUUGUUUCUA